This is a messenger RNA of Zingiber officinale, 3629 nucleotides long. RefSeq names its product plasma membrane ATPase 1. Lineage: Eukaryota; Viridiplantae; Streptophyta; Magnoliopsida; Zingiberales; Zingiberaceae. Gene Ontology annotation, cellular component: plasma membrane. Gene Ontology annotation, molecular function: P-type proton-exporting transporter activity; ATP binding; ATP hydrolysis activity. The coding region runs from base 595 to 3480 and encodes 961 amino acids. The record is from RefSeq and is a predicted model, not a curated record. Gene Ontology annotation, biological process: proton export across plasma membrane; regulation of intracellular pH. The transcript has 21 exons.
CACUGAUCCUGGAAGCCGUGGUGUACGGUAGCACAGAAGGUGGUGCGACGGAUCCCGGAGCGCCAUUGAUGGCGUCGGUUAGUUUCUCUACUCUGAUCGAAGGUUGGAGUUGUGUUGGAGCCAUGGAGGGAGGUGGAGAUCUACCUGCAAUGCCGCUGUCCCGUUAUCUUUAAUGUUACUCAUCGAUUUUCUCCCAUGAAGUAAUUUUUUUUCCCCCUUCUCUCCGAUGGAUUUGGUCCCAAGCCUAAUCUUUGCUGUUUGUUUUUGGUAUCUUUCUGCGUGGGCGGUGACUCCGUCUGUCUGAGAUAGACUCAUUGGAGAAGAGGGAGUCUUGUCAUGUGGCUAAAGCCAGCAAAGAUGCCGCUGGUUGUCUGAUCUACUCUCCUCCUUCCUUUUCAUCGCCUUUCCCUCCUUUCCUUUAUAAAAAACGCCUUUUGGGCUUUCUUUUCGGCGCUCUGCUUCGCUUCACCCGAUUUUUACUCUUGGUCUUGUUCUUCUUCUGGUUUGGGGAGCAACAACAGAGGUUUGAAACGUUGGGAGGGGUGGGGAGCGAGAAAGGCGAGCUUUUUGCUGCAGGAGGGAGGACGGGAGAGGAUGGGAAACGAGGAAGGUCUCAAAGAGAGUGUUGAUAUGGAGGCUCUGCUCAAGGAAGCUGUCGAUCUGGAGAACAUUCCGUUGGAGGAAGUGUUUGAGAAUUUGAGAUGUACCCGGGAGGGUCUCACCACGCAGCAGGCGGAGGAGCGCCUCGCCAUCUUCGGCCACAAUAAGCUCGAGGAGAAGAAGGAGAGUAAGUUCCUGAAGUUUUUGGGAUUCAUGUGGAACCCUUUGUCCUGGGUUAUGGAGGCGGCCGCCAUCAUGGCCAUCGCGCUUGCCAAUGGAGGGGGGAAACCUCCAGAUUGGCAGGACUUUGUUGGUAUCAUAACCCUGCUGGUUAUCAACUCGACCAUUAGUUUCAUCGAGGAGAACAAUGCUGGCAAUGCUGCUGCUGCCCUCAUGGCUCGCCUUGCACCUAAAGCUAAGAUCCUUAGAGAUGGUCGGUGGAGUGAGGAGGAAGCUGCCAUCCUCGUCCCCGGGGAUAUUAUUAGCAUCAAGCUUGGAGACAUCAUCCCUGCAGAUGCCCGUCUGCUUGAAGGAGAUCCUUUGAAGAUAGAUCAGAGUGCACUUACUGGGGAGUCGUUACCUGUCACCAAAGGCCCCGGCGAUGGUGUGUAUUCGGGAUCCACUUGCAAACAAGGUGAGAUUGAAGCUGUUGUCAUUGCUACAGGCGUACAUACCUUUUUUGGCAAAGCUGCACAUCUAGUGGACUCCACCAACCAAGUUGGUCACUUUCAAAAGGUCUUGACAGCUAUCGGGAAUUUCUGCAUUUGCUCAAUUGCAGUUGGAAUGUUUGUAGAAAUAAUUGUGAUGUAUCCUAUUCAGCACCGAGCCUAUCGUCCUGGAAUUGACAAUCUUUUGGUUCUUCUCAUUGGAGGAAUUCCCAUAGCUAUGCCUACUGUGCUGUCAGUUACAAUGGCAAUUGGUUCACAUCGCUUAGCCCAGCAGGGCGCUAUUACAAAGAGGAUGACUGCAAUUGAAGAAAUGGCUGGGAUGGAUGUGCUAUGCAGUGAUAAGACUGGCACACUGACUUUGAACAAGCUCACUGUAGAUAAGAACCUUAUUGAGGUCUUCUCCAAAGGUGUAAGCCAGGACACUGUGAUUUUGAUGGCUGCUAGAGCCUCGAGGACCGAAAAUCAAGAUGCUAUAGACACUGCUAUUGUUGGGAUGCUUGCUGAUCCGAUGGAGGCACGGGCUGGUAUUCAAGAGAUUCAUUUUCUUCCAUUUAAUCCUACUGACAAGAGAACUGCUUUAACUUAUAUUGAUACUGAGGGGAAAACAUAUCGAGUUAGCAAAGGUGCACCGGAACAGAUUUUGAAUCUUGCGCACAAUAAGUCUGAGAUAGAGCGAAGGGUCCAUGCUGUUAUUGACAAGUUUGCUGAGCGUGGAUUGCGGUCACUUGCUGUUGCAUAUCAGGAAGUUCCAGAUGGAAGAAAAGAGAGCCCAGGAGGUCCAUGGAAAUUCAUUGGUCUCAUGCCACUUUUUGAUCCCCCGAGACAUGACAGUGCCGAAACAAUUCGUAGGGCGUUGAAUCUUGGUGUCAAUGUAAAAAUGAUUACGGGUGAUCAACUGGCAAUUGGAAAGGAAACUGGUCGUCGUUUGGGGAUGGGUACUAAUAUGUAUCCUUCGUCUGCUUUAUUGGGACAGAACAAGGAUGAGUCGAUUGCUGCUUUGCCAAUCGAUGAAUUAAUCGAAAAGGCUGAUGGUUUUGCUGGUGUAUUUCCAGAGCACAAGUAUGAAAUUGUUAAGCGCCUGCAAGCAAGGAAGCAUAUUUGUGGUAUGACUGGUGAUGGAGUAAACGAUGCUCCAGCUCUUAAGAAGGCUGAUAUUGGGAUUGCAGUUGCAGAUGCAACUGAUGCAGCUCGUAGUGCAUCUGAUAUUGUACUCACUGAGCCUGGUCUGAGUGUUAUUAUCAGUGCUGUCCUUACUAGUCGUGCGAUCUUCCAGCGUAUGAAAAAUUAUACCAUUUAUGCAGUUUCCAUUACAAUCCGUAUUGUGCUUGGAUUUAUGCUUCUUGCGCUUAUAUGGGAAUUCGAUUUCCCACCGUUUAUGGUUCUUAUCAUUGCAAUUCUCAAUGACGGCACUAUUAUGACUAUAUCGAAGGACAGAGUCAAACCAUCCCCUCUUCCUGACAGUUGGAAGCUUGCUGAGAUUUUUGCAACUGGAAUCAUCCUUGGUGGUUACUUGGCAAUGAUGACAGUCAUUUUCUUUUGGGCUGCCUACAAAACUAAUUUCUUCCCGCGCAUAUUCCAUGUUGAAAGCCUUGAAAAAACAGCCCAGGAUGACAUUCAAAAGCUUGCAUCUGCAGUCUACCUGCAAGUGAGCACCAUUAGUCAGGCACUGAUAUUUGUUACGAGAUCACGCAGCUGGUCUUUUGUCGAGCGACCCGGUUUCUUACUCGUCACUGCUUUCUUGGUUGCUCAGCUGAUUGCCACACUGAUAGCUGUUUACGCCAACUGGGGUUUUGCGGCAAUCAAAGGGAUCGGAUGGGGAUGGGCUGGUGUCAUUUGGCUUUACAACAUCAUCUUCUAUUUCCCGCUAGAUAUUAUCAAGUUCCUCAUCCGCUAUGCUCUGAGUGGCAAGGCUUGGGAUCUUGUCAUUGAACAAAGAAUUGCUUUUACAAGGCAGAAGGAUUUCGGGAAAGAAGCGAGGGAGCUUAAGUGGGCCCAUGCUCAAAGAACAUUGCAUGGUCUGCAACCACCUGAUACUAAGAUGUUCAAUGAAAGGAGUGGCAUCACAGAAUUGAAUCAGAUGGCAGAAGAAGCAAAAAGAAGAGCUGAGAUUGCAAGGCUGAGGGAACUGCACACUCUGAAAGGACACGUCGAGUCAGUCGUAAGAUUGAAGGGCUUGGACAUUGACACAAUUCAGCAGGCUUAUACUGUGUGAUCCUCCAAUUAUGUAACUAUUGAAGAGUGAAAGUUAUAUUUCUGUCACUCAAGUUGUAACCCAUCCUUUAUACUUUUGACCUGAGACUUCAUGUCUUUGAAACAAUCUGGAAUCUCUAUUUUCUAUUCCUGCAAUCUGCAUUAUAUCAA